AUGCAUCCAUCAAUAAUUAGACUUGUUGGAAUAUCCAAAGCAACAGCUAGCAGAACUACUCCAUUUGGUUUCAGAACCUUUGCUUCAACUGCAGCUAAAAACACCCAUUCGUAUCAAAUUGUUCCACAGUAUAAAUACUACUUCAAACGUGUACCUGAUAUUGCCAUGUGGUUUACCGGUAUUGCAUUCUUUUUCGGAUGGCCUCAUGUUUGGGUUUUUUGUAGUAAUGCUUUGAACAAUGCUCCUGGUAAUAGAGGUCAAUUUUACUAA
Messenger RNA from Lodderomyces oxycetoniae, 270 nucleotides. RefSeq lists its product as uncharacterized. The transcript has a single exon. The record is from RefSeq and is a predicted model, not a curated record. NCBI's taxonomy places the organism in Eukaryota, Fungi, Ascomycota, Pichiomycetes, Serinales, Debaryomycetaceae. Bases 1 to 270 code for a protein of 89 amino acids.